Messenger RNA from Closterium sp. NIES-65, 882 nucleotides. The record is from the annotation of a GenBank genome assembly. Lineage: Eukaryota; Viridiplantae; Streptophyta; Zygnematophyceae; Desmidiales; Closteriaceae.
AUGGCCAUGCGCUGCACAUGUAGCCAGCCCUGCACGAGAGGGAGCGCGGAGAGGGGAGGAGGGUGGGGAGAGGGGUGGGGAGGGGAUGGGUGGUGGAUGGGUGGUGGAUGGGUGGUGAAUGGGUGGUGGAUGGGUGGUGGAUGGGUGGUGGAUGGGUGGUGGAUGGGUGGUGGAUGGGUGGUGGAUGGGUGGUGGAGGGGUGGUGGAUGGGUGGUGGAUGGGUGGUGGAUGGGUGGUGGAUGGGUGGUGGAUGGGUGGUGGAUGGGUGGUGGAUGGGUGGUGGAUGGGUGGUGGAUGGGUGGUGGAUGGGUGGUGGAUGGGUGGUGGAUGGGUGGUGGAUGGGUGGUGGAUGGGUGGUGGAUGGGUGGUGGAUGGGUGGUGGAUGGGUGGUGGAUGGGUGGUGGAUGGGUGGUGGAUGGGUGGUGGAUGGGUGGUGGAUGGGUGGUGGAUGGGUGGUGGAUGGGUGGUGGAUGGGUGGUGGAUGGGUGGUGGAUGGGUGGUGGAUGGGUGGUGGAUGGGUGGUGGAUGGGUGGUGGAUGGGUGGUGGAUGGGUGGUGGAUGGGUGAUGGAUGGGUGGUGCAUGGGUGGUGCAUGGGUGGUGCAUGGGUGGUGCAUGGGUGGUGGAUGGGUGGUGGAUGGGUGGUGGAUGGGGGGUGGAUGGGUGGUGGAUGGGUGGUGGAUGGGUGGUGGAUCACAGAGCACAACACGAAGCAAGCAUCUCCCUCCCACCAUGGCCAUGCGCAUGUAGCCAUGCCCAACCCGUUCUCCACCACCACCACCCUUCCCCCCACUUCCCCUCCCCCUUUUCCUCGCCUCCACCCUGUCAAUCAAGCCCAUGAUCCACUUCAGGCCAUCACACCCGAAUUGCGGAUGAUCCAGUAG